This is a messenger RNA of Dioszegia hungarica, 855 nucleotides long. RefSeq lists its product as uncharacterized. NCBI's taxonomy places the organism in Eukaryota, Fungi, Basidiomycota, Tremellomycetes, Tremellales, Bulleribasidiaceae. The record is from RefSeq and is a predicted model, not a curated record. The transcript has a single exon. The coding region runs from base 1 to 855 and encodes 284 amino acids.
AUGGACCGGGACGACGAGCCCGAGCUGCUUCAUUAUCUCCUCGAUGCGGCAGCGUCUAGGGCGGCGCAGAUGCUCGGGACGGAUGUGGGGUGGGUCCGGCGGUGCAAUCCGGAUAGCCGGCUCGGGGAGCGCAAGUUUGCGGGGAGGUGGAAGAAUGAGUGGGAUGAUGUGGUCAAGGAGCGAGAGGUGGAGAGGAGGCGGAGGAGAGAAACGAGGAGAAGGGACCGGGAGCGGAGGGAGCAGCAGGUGCAGGGGGAGGCGGAGCAGAAUCGAGAUCAGCCAAUUCCGCAACCGUACGCGUACCCGGCGCCGGCCGAAAAUCAUCACCACCCUGAUCAGCACUAUCAACAUCUGCAGCAGCAGCCACCGCAGCAUCCUCCGCAGUAUCCUCCGCCGUAUCAGCUUCAUCAACACCAGCUCGACCACCAACAGCCGCAACAGCAUCCAGGGCCGGAGGGUCCCCAAGGUCAUCCGCAGGUCCAGCCGGCAAAGCAGGAGGCGGCCCAGGCUGUCCCCAAUCCUCAGCAUCGCCCACAACCGGCUCUGGCCCUUCCACCAUCCGCUGCGUUUGUCCAUCACGCGCAUUCCGCCCAUCCUCCUCCCCCGCCCGCUCAAGCCGGCCACCAACCCCCACACUGCCCGCAAUACCCCGCGCCCGAGCCGGACCCCGUGCCGAUGCGGCUCAAGCGGGAGAGGGAGGACGAUGCGGCUGCGGAGGGGAAGGAGGACGGGCGGAGGGUGCGAGUAAAGCUGGAGCCGGGUCUGGGAGUCGAGGCCGAGGCGGGGUGGGCCGGUGGUGGAUCUGAUUUUGGCGGAGAAGUGAGGGUCAAGCAGGAGGCUGUUCGUGUGGAUUGA